This is a messenger RNA of Vigna unguiculata (cowpea), 748 nucleotides long. RefSeq names its product cyclin-B1-2-like. Gene Ontology annotation, cellular component: nucleus; cytoplasm. Gene Ontology annotation, biological process: proteasome assembly. The record is from RefSeq and is a predicted model, not a curated record. NCBI's taxonomy places the organism in Eukaryota, Viridiplantae, Streptophyta, Magnoliopsida, Fabales, Fabaceae.
UACUCCAGUUUUUGGCAAAUAAGAAAUCCCUUUGUAUAAAAGCGGUUCCUUCGCUCAGUGGCUUCUUCAUUCUUUUCUUGGUGAAGAAAGAGAACACAAAGAUCGAAGAAAACGAACAUGGAAGACGCAUCUGCAUCAAAGUACAUCCCGCACCAGAUCGGAGGGCUCCAAAACGAUUCGUUUCGAUUCGGACUCGAUGGAGUCAAAAGCGACAUUGUUGGUUCUCACCCUCUCCAAUCGUCUCUCCAAUCCACAAGGAGGAUGGAAGAAGCGAUGAAGAGACAAUGUAAAGUUAACUUGUAUGGAACUGCUUUUCCACUGAAGGAGGAGCUUGACAGGCAAAUACUGUCUAGGUUCCAGCGGCCUCCUGGACCAAUUCCAUCUUCAAUGCUGGGUUUGGAGACUGUUACAGGAAGCAUUGAUCACUUCGGUUUUGAGGAUUGUCUAAAUGACCCCCGUGACUCUGAGACUUUCAGGCCAUCCGACAUGCAUCAUGGGAUGGAAGUUCGCCUUGGUCUAUCCAAGGGACCAGUGUACCCAAGUAUUAUAUAAUUAAAUUUGACUUUUCUUUUAUGGUAAAAUCUUCUUGUUAUUCAUUAAGAUGGAAGUGUCCAAGGAACCUACAUAUGCAAUCAUGGAUUUAUGUUUUCCUUUCCGUUGGAUGCUAGAAAUGUUAUGGUCUAUAUUAAACACACCAUGUCUUUCAGAGUAAAUGCAGAAUUUAUGCCUGAGGCGUUUGAGUUGAGUA